Messenger RNA from Phycomyces blakesleeanus NRRL 1555(-), 729 nucleotides. RefSeq lists its product as hypothetical. Lineage: Eukaryota; Fungi; Mucoromycota; Mucoromycetes; Mucorales; Phycomycetaceae. The record is from RefSeq and is a predicted model, not a curated record. The transcript is spliced from 2 exons. Bases 1 to 729 code for a protein of 242 amino acids.
AUGGAGUCUAUGGAGCUUGAUAAUACUAUUUCAUAUAAGUGCGCAUGUAAUUUUGAGGACAGUGAGGGUAAAACUCACAUUUAUGACAGCAGCCGAAUCAGUACAAAUACUUUUACCAAAGCCGAGUUGAUGAGUAUUCAUCUGUCUCAAUUGAUGCUACAGCAUAGAAUUGCUAGAGCAACAUAUAGAGACAUUGUUCAAUUUAUAAACACUGUUAUCCAAAACUAUGACGAUAUAAUGAUGGAACCUGGGGUUAAGAUCAGUCAUGGCGAAACUGUUGAUGCUUUGCUCAAGUCAAAGUCAAGUGUCAAGGGCCAUGAGUAUGAUGUCUGCUCUAGUGGUUGUCGAUUGUAUGGCAUUAAUGACGACCAGGAAUCUUGUGUUGACUGCGGCAAACCGCGAUACAAGACUGAUCCCGAUCAAAGUCAGACACCAGCUGCCAGUAUGAAACUUAUGUCAGUUGGAGAUAUGCUUUCUCAAAUGUUGGCAGAUCCAGCCACAAGAGAACUCCUCUGUUACAGAGCAAACCAGGAAUCUGUAGCUGGUCAGCUAACUAACAUUUUUGAUGGUGACAAUUACAAGCAGUUGGUGCAGCAGGGCCUGUUCUCCAAUCCCAAUGAUAUUUCCAUUGGGUUUUAUACCAAUGGGUUUGUCAAUCAAAAGAAAGGCAAAAACUCAUAUACCAUCAUCCAUUGCAUAAUAUUCAACCUAGACCCAUCCAUCAGGUAA